This is a messenger RNA of Cladocopium goreaui, 2802 nucleotides long. Lineage: Eukaryota; Dinophyceae; Suessiales; Symbiodiniaceae. The record is from the annotation of a GenBank genome assembly.
AUGUGGUCGUCUCGACUGUUCUGGAAGUUCUUCUUGGCAUACGCGGUACUGACCGUGAUCGCCUCAUCGGCUUUUGUCUGGGUGGUCGCCGGCUGGCAAGGCGAGCAGCUUAUCGAACAGGUGGAUGAGCGGCUCAGGACAGAGGCGGUCCUACUUGAAAGCCAUCUCCGCCGCGGUUUCGUCGAUGGCUUCAAAGGCGAUUUGGAGCAACGCAUCGAGGAACUCGGCGAAAAGACUAAUUCGCGGAUCACCUUGAUCUCUCCCGAUGGGAAGGUGUUGGCAGACAAUCGCGAAGAUCCGGCCAACAUGGAUAACCAUAAAGACCGCCCCGAACUACGUCAGGCCGCCGCAUCAGGAAUUGGCACUUCUCAACGCGUUAGUCCUACGCUCGAGCAUUCGAUGCUCUACGUGGCUGUGGCCUCUAAGGUUAACGGGGAGGUCGUCGGCUUUGUUCGAGUUUCGAAUCCACUGCAGAGCAUCCACCAGCAAGCCGCCGACAUUAAGAAGCUGAUUUGGCUGGUGGCUCUGGUUGUGAGUUUGGCCGUGUUGAUCACGACUUAUUGGGUCGUCGGGCGAAUUCUUCAGCCGGUGGCCACACUUACUGAGGCCGCCGAGGCUAUUGCCGCGGGUGACUAUCACCGUCGGGUCUAUGUUUCGAAUCAGGACGAAUUGGGCCUCCUGGCGAAUACCUUCGACCACAUGAGUCGAGAGCUGGCCGGAAAGAUGGAAGACCUGCGGCUUACUGGCGAGCGACUAGCGACCGUGUUGGAAAGCAUGAUCGAGGGAGUCGUGGCGAUCGAUGCCGAUCAACGGAUUCUAUUCGUAAACGAUGCCGCCAGAGAUCUCUUGAAAAUCCAUUCACCGGAAACAACUGGGCGUCCGCUGCUGGAAGCAGCUCGCAGUAGAAUCCUGCACGAGACUGCACUUCAGGCUUUGAACGAGGGCGAACCGUGCCGUAGCGAAUUCGAAACCACAGGGCCCGAUCGCCGCUUCGUGGCUGUUUACGCCACGACCCUUCCCGGUGAGACUCCGCCCGGCGUGGUGCUGGUACUGCAUGACAUUACCGAACUCCGGCGACUCGAAAAUAUGCGGCAAGAAUUCGUCGCCAACGUCUCCCACGAGUUGAAGACUCCGCUGAGUUCGAUCAAGGCCUUUACCGAAACACUCCUCCGCGGGGCUCUCGAUGAUCCCACGAAUCGCGUGAACUUUUUGCGGCGAAUCGACGAACAGGCCCAGCGGCUGCACGAGUUGAUACUCGAUAUGUUGAGCCUCUCGCAGAUCGAGUCUGGACAGCAGGGAUUCGAUAUCGUUCCCGUCUCGCUCACCACGGUCAUCGGCUCGGUCAUUUCCAGUCAGCAGCCCGCCGCGGCGGCGAAAGAUCUCUCGCUGAAGCUCGAGGAAAGCGAGCCAGAAGUGUUCGUGAGGGCGGAUGAAGAGGGGCUUCGUCAGAUCUUGGUCAAUCUUAUUGAUAACGCCAUCAAGUAUACCCCCGCAGGUGGGGCAGUGAAUGUCGGCUAUCACACGGAAAACGGAGAUGUUCUACUUGAUGUCUCCGACACGGGAAUUGGAAUUCCCCCCGAGAUGCAUAACCGAAUCUUCGAGCGGUUCUACAGAGUUGAUAAAGCCCGAUCACGCGAACUGGGGGGGACGGGGCUUGGUCUCUCAAUCGUGAAGCACUUGGCCCAAUCGUUUGGUGGCAGCGUACGUGUCCAGAGCCAAGUUGAACGCGGGUCGACAUUUACGAUCACACUUCCCCGAGAGGAAGCGGACGCCAGAACAGGUCCAGCAGAUCCCACGCGAUUGAGUUGGACGUCGGGCUGCUACUUGAUCCUACCUAAGCGCCCUGUGAACGUUUUAUUGAUACGCGCAAAUACCACGAUGUGGUUCAACCUCAAGGGUUCAACAAUCGCUCUGUUGGCGAUGGUGAGCUUUCUUACCGGUUGCGGUAGCAGCCAACCCACGGCGGUCGUAAAGGUCGAUGGCUCCAGCACCGUGUUUCCCAUCACCGAGGCCGUGGCCGAAGAGUUCCAAAAAACCAGCCCUAACGUCCGGGUUACCGUUGGGAUCUCGGGCACCGGUGGCGGCUUUAAGAAGCUGGGUGCGGGUGAACUCGAUCUCUGUGAUGCUUCCCGAGAAAUUACCGAUGCCGAAGCCGAGGCUUGUCGCAAAGGCGGCAUCGAGCCCCUCGAAUUAAUCGUGGCCAUCGACGGAAUAGCGGUGGUCGUCAAUCCUGAGAAUGAUUGGGUGGACCAGCUAACCGUUGAUCAGUUGAAGGAAAUCUGGCGACCCCAGAGUGGGAUCAACCUUUGGAGCGAUCUCAACCCCGACUGGCCUGCUGAGAAGAUCAACCUCUACGGACCUGGUACCGACUCUGGGACGUUCGAUUACUUCACGUCCGAGGUUGUAGGCGAGGCCAAAGCGAGCCGAUCGGACUUCACGGCCAGUGAAGACGACAACGUCAUCGUCCGAGGUGUCGGAGCCGAUCGAUAUGCCUUAGGCUACUUCGGCUUUGCCUACUACGACAUGAAUCAAGAUAGUCUAAAGCUCUUGGCCGUUGAGACGGACAAGGGUGCAGUCAAACCGACGUUCGAAACCAUCCGUUCAAACGAGUACAGCCCUCUGUCUCGGCCGUUGUAUAUCUAUGUCGCCGACUCGGCUUUGUCCCGUCCCGAGGUACGGCAGUUCGUCGACUUCUAUCUCGAGAACGCUGAUUCGCUUGCAACCGAGGUUGGUUACAUCCCGGUACAGGACGACGUGCUGGCCGAGAAUCGAAAACGCGUCAAACAAGGAAAUCGUUCUUAG